Molecule: messenger RNA, 498 nt
Organism: Merops nubicus (carmine bee-eater)
Lineage: Eukaryota; Metazoa; Chordata; Aves; Coraciiformes; Meropidae
Gene: RHOF
Product: ras homolog family member F (in filopodia)
Exons: 4
Biological process (GO): small GTPase-mediated signal transduction; cell migration
Molecular function (GO): GTP binding; GTPase activity
Source: RefSeq, a predicted model, not a curated record
CAGUACGCGCCGUCCGUCUUCGAGAAGUACGCGACCAGCGUUACGGUGGGCAAAAAGGAGGUGACCCUCAACCUGUACGACACCGCAGGGCAGGAGGACUACGAUCGGCUACGGCCCCUUUCUUACCAGAACACAAACGUGGUGCUCAUUUGCUACGACGUCACGAACCCCACUAGCUAUGAUAACGUAGCAGCUAAGUGGUACCCCGAGGUGCAUCACUUCUGCCGGGGCGUGCCCGUGGUGCUGAUCGGCUGCAAGACCGACCUGCGGAAGGACAGGGAGCAGCUGCGCAAGCUCAGGGCCUGCAGGCAGGAGCCCAUCACCUACAGCCAGGGUGAAGAGGCUUGUCAGCAGAUUCAGGCAGAGGUUUAUCUGGAGUGCUCAGCAAAAUGUCGUGAAAACAUAGAGAACGUUUUUAAAGAGGCAACAACCAUUGCCCUGAGUGCCAUGAAAAGAGCCAGGCGCCAAAGGAAACGGACUGUUUGCUCUGUGCUAUGA